UCUAAUCCUCCAAAAUCGUCAACUUCAAAUAUUCACUUCAUCCUUUGAUUGAUAAAAUCUUGAUUGAGAGCUUUGUUUCACCUUGGGAUAAAUGUAAUCUUCUUCUUCUCUUGAAUUCGUCGCUCGGAUCUAUAUUCUCUUCUAUGGAAUUUGAGUAUUGUGAUAACUGAUGAUAUUUUCGUGCCCUAGCUAAGUCUUCUCAUUUUAAAAGGAAUUUAAAUCACAUAAAAUAGGGCCAACACAACAAAUUCUGCAUGUGGUCGAGGUUAUAUCUACCAGGUAGACUCUUUGCAUUGGCACGUCACUUUUCGACCUGAUUGGGUGAAAUUGUGGAUUGGAUCCACCUGGCUCAGGUGAAUCUGUGGAACGACUGAGCGUCAAAUGACUCCUCGACCAAGUGAAUUUAUGGAGUCUCUAGGUUGCACCACAACAUGACAUGUCCGGAUGACUUUGCAGAUUGCUUCCACCUGACCCAGGUCAACACUCCAGAUUUUCGCCCGACGACUGUUCUUUCAUAAUUUUCAUCCAUUUUAACAUUUUCUACAUAUAUACUUAACAGACUUGUCAUUUAACCAAUUGAUAUAUAAUUAACAUAAAAAUAAAAUUCAAGCUAUAAAACUCAACAAUAAUCUACUCCUCCGUUCCGUGGUAGUGAAUGCGUUUCUUUUCGGUACGCGAUUUAAGAAAAAUUGUGUAUAAGUGAGUUAAAUAAAAGUAGAAUAAAGUAGGAAAUGAAAAAAGUAGAGAAAUGAAUAGAGAAUAAGUAAAUGAGAAGAAAUGUGUUGACUUUUACUAGAAAUGGAAACGACUCUAUUACUAUGUAACGUAUUAAAAUAACAAAAUUACUCUACUGCUAUAAAACGGACAGAGGGAGUACGAAAUAACAAGUUUAUUAAAGAGUAACAAUUAAUAUUACUACAAGUAACAAUGAGUACCACAGAGGGGAUCUGAAGAUAAUACUAAAAAUGUCAUGGGAAAAAUUCUAAUAAUUAUAUACAUUUGAUUUAACUUUGGAUUGCUUGUUAAAUACUCACAAAGGGGUCGGUCCAUUUGCUAACGCCGCAAUCCGGCGGCCCCCGUUACCCGGCUUCCAAAUUCCAAUUCCAAUUCCAAUUCCAAUUCCAAUUCGAAUCUCUCGUUUCUUAAUCAUAAUUCAUACAUUUAAUUUUGGAGUAAUUAAUAAGCUAGUGCUACAUCAUUACACAGCACCACUUAAAUAUCUGGGAAAUUCAAUCAAAUUAGGAGUAUUAUACUCUAUUUUCCAAUUCUGCUCCUCCCUCGUUCUGGUUGGGGAACAGAUUGAUCGGCUUUCAGAAUUCAGAUACUUGUUUAAAACCUGCUUUACUUCAUCAAUUUCUCAGCCAGCGGAGCUGGAUUUGGCUGCUGAGUUGAGUGGAAGAUUUUAAUGAGGUAUUGAGAUAGUGGAGUGUGAAGAUGAGUGAAAGCAACAAGUAUCAGCUGGGGACUAUUGGAGCAUUGAGUCUUUCAGUGGUUUCAUCUGUUUCCAUUGUCAUAUGCAACAAGGCGCUCAUUAGCACUCUUGGCUUCACUUUUGCUACAACUCUUACUAGCUGGCAUCUUCUUGUUACUUUUUGCUCCCUUCACAUUGCUCUAUGGAUGAAAUGGUUUGAACACAAGCCAUUUGAUCCAAGAGCUGUCACGGGAUUUGGAAUUCUCAAUGGAACAUCCAUUGGGCUUUUAAAUCUUAGCCUGGGUUUCAACUCUGUGGGUUUCUAUCAGAUGACAAAAUUGGCAAUUAUCCCAUGCACUGUUCUUUUAGAGACUAUUUUCUUCAGAAAAUUGUUCAGUAGGAAUGUACAAAUUUCACUAGUUGUUCUUCUCAUGGGUGUUGGGAUUGCAACUGUGACUGAUUUGCAGCUUAAUGUCCUGGGUUCAGUCUUGUCUCUGCUUGCAAUUGUAACAACUUGUGUUGCACAAAUCAUGACAAAUACCAUACAGAAGAAGUUCAAGGUUUCUUCAACCCAACUUCUGUAUCAAUCUUGUCCCUAUCAGGCAAUCACUCUUUUUGUAACUGGACCGUUUGUGGAUGGGCUUCUGACGAAGCAGAAUGUAUUUGCUUUCAACUACACUCCUCAAGUGCUGGCAUUUAUUGUCCUAUCCUGCUUAAUGUCAGUUUCCGUGAACUUCAGCACUUUUCUUGUAAUCGGAAAGACUUCACCAGUAACUUAUCAGGUCCUAGGGCAUUUGAAAACAUGCCUUGUUUUAGCAUUUGGUUAUGUUCUUCUUCGAGACCCCUUUAGUUGGCGGAACAUUUUAGGAAUCUUGAUUGCUAUCGUGGGGAUGGUACUGUACUCGUACUGUUGCUCUAUCGAGAGUCAGCAAAAGGCCAGUGCUGAAGCAGCACAAAUAUCCCAGGCCAAGGAAGCCGAAUCCGAUCCUCUUUUAAGUGCUGAAAACGGUGGAGUUCUUGCUGAGGGUGCAAGGGCGCCGGAAUGGAACUCAAACAAGGACCUGCACGUGUAAAACUUGGGUGGCAUCAACUCGCUUAACUGGUUUGCGUGGAAGCAACUGUAGCAGCGACGAUGACGAUGCUGGAAGGGACACUAUGGAUUGUGUAAUUGAAUAGAUUGAGAGCUGAAUGAGUUGUGUUUCCAGUCAAACAGUUUUGUAUACUCGGAAGUGUGCUAAUACAGAAUAGAUUCUCUUUCAAUCACCAAAUGUUGCAAGCUUAAUAAGUAGAUUUAAUUGGUGGGAAGUUCCUCGAGUUUGGUUGAAAAUUUAAAUAUUUUAUGCUAGAUUCGGUUUAUUUGGAA
Molecule: messenger RNA, 2774 nt
Organism: Salvia splendens (bonfire salvia)
Lineage: Eukaryota; Viridiplantae; Streptophyta; Magnoliopsida; Lamiales; Lamiaceae
Product: UDP-xylose transporter 3-like
Exons: 8
Coding region: 1435-2484 (349 amino acids)
Source: RefSeq, a predicted model, not a curated record